Messenger RNA from Trichobilharzia regenti, 470 nucleotides. The record is from the annotation of a GenBank genome assembly. Lineage: Eukaryota; Metazoa; Platyhelminthes; Trematoda; Strigeidida; Schistosomatidae.
CGCUUCUUUGAUGAGUGUUGUCUUUCAAACAAAUAGUCAGGAUAUUUGCUAAUAUAAAUAUCCAUAGUUUUCAUCAAUGAGAUACUGUUAUCAUCAGUCUAAUAUGAGUAAUGCAUUAAAUGUAUUGUUUAUUGUAUUUAUAAUAACUGUUGCUCAGAUUCAUAAUGUUGAAAGUGGCUUGGGUAGUUUGGGGCCUAAAAAAACAUUAUUUAUGGCAUUCAGAAAUCAGUCACUAGGAGAGAGAUUCAGAGAUCUAGCACGUCACUGUUUUACAAGCGUUGGUACUUGGAUGGUACUUUUAGGAUGAAUAAACUUGACCUUCUAAUGCCACAAUAUAAAUUAGCAUAACUCGAUGUCAUUCUGCUUUUUUUGUUUUGAAAACAGUUAUACUUAAAAAGUGUAAUAAAUGUUUCUUAACUGAGUACACUGAUUUUCCAGUUUAUUUAUUACUAUUAUUAUUAUUAUUAUUG